AUGUUCCGCUACCCACUUUCUGAACAUGACCGCCCCUCCCCUCCCCCUACCUCCCGCUCGCCCCCCAUGCUCCCCUUCGACGCCCCCAAGAAGUCCCUCACUCCCCUCAGGAAACACCACAAGCUCCUCAAGGACGGCAGUGAGGUCUGGUCCCACGACGUCGAAGAGAUUUUCGUAGAGGGUCUACACAAGUACUGGGAGUCUCCAUGGGCCACCUACUCCCGCGGCCGCAGUCGCUGGCGGAACCAGUUCCUCGUCGACCAUCUCAAAAAGGCCGGCAUCCUUCGUUCCAAGAAACAAGUCGCCAGUCACAUACAGGUCCUGCGGAACAUGUGGAGAGGCGAACCAGAGUUUCACCUCGUCGCAGGCGGUGAAGAGCUCUUCCAAGACAACGGCCUCUUGGCUCCCAAGGCCAAGGCCAGCACCGAGUCACCCGAACCGCGGAAUACCCUCAGCUUGGAUUCCGCCGACUCCACCUCCUCCUACUCGUCCUCCUCGUCCUCCUCCACCCCGGACUGGUCGACCCUCGAAUUUCCCUUUGAUUUCAACGCGCCGUUGACGAGCUCCCACAUGCCCGAGCCCCCAGUCCUCAAUCUCUCGGACUUUAACUACGAUCUGCACCUUCGCCCGUCGUCCUCCGCUCAAUCGAUGCCCGACUCUCCUUUCGCCACCAUCACGCCCUCGACGUCGCGCAAACACGUCGACUCCUCUGUCAAGCUCGAGCCCCUCAUCAUGGACCCCGCGCUUUUUAACCUCCCCCAGGGCCCGCUUCCCGAAACGUUCGAAUUCCCGUAUCCCUCCCCGACCCUGCCUGCCCCCUCGACGAACCGCGUAUGCAGCGUCAACCUCUGGGCGGACGGCAUGCUGCCGUUCUCCAUCGACGUCGACCGCCUCGUCUCCGCGUCGCUCAUCGGCCCUCCGUCCUCGAGCCCGCCGUUCCGCAUCCUCCUUCGCAUCAACGUGCGCUGUCUCGCCUCUGACAUACACGCCCCGGGACAGCCCGCCGCCGGUGCGCAGGGCUUUCAUGGCGCGAUCGCGUUCGCCGCCCCCUGGGUUUCUGCCAAAUGCCACACCAAGACGUGGGACGGCGGAGCGUGUAUCGGCCACGAGGUCGGCAUUUUCGAUCCUCUCACCACCCCGCAGUACCCGCCGGACCUUGUCGACCUCGGUUUGGGGCUGGGCGCGAACUCAACCUCAAACGCGGGCGCGGGCGCGCAACAAAUGGUGAUAGCGUACCUGCCCGAUUCGCUGCUGAGCCGAUGCAAGAACAUAGAAUCCAUUCAGACUAUCACGCAGCAGGUCGUCGUCGACAACGAGGUGCUCGCUGUGGUGGUGUACCACGUCGAGCGCGUGCAGCCGCCCGCGCCGGCGCCCGCGGUCGAGCUCGUCGGGUUCCACAAGUAUCCCUGGCGGACGCCCGUGCAGGUCCCGGGCCCCAGCCCGCUCCAGCGCCCGUCCGCGUCUGUCGCCGCCGCGAGCGCGUUCGUCACCCCGCCGAUGUCGCCUGUCUCGCCGGGGCGGUAUUCGGGCCCGGUCUCUCCCGAGUACGUGGCUCUCGCGCCCAGCGGCGAGGACCCGCGCGCGCUCGCGCACUCCCCGAUGUCGUGUGCGCUGUCGUUCAGCCGCUCGGAGGCGAUGUACGGGAUCAGCCCGUCCGUGCUCGAGCAUGCGGGGCUCUUUUAA
Molecule: messenger RNA, 1683 nt
Organism: Sparassis crispa
Lineage: Eukaryota; Fungi; Basidiomycota; Agaricomycetes; Polyporales; Sparassidaceae
Exons: 4
Coding region: 1-1683 (560 amino acids)
Biological process (GO): regulation of DNA-templated transcription
Molecular function (GO): DNA-binding transcription factor activity
Source: RefSeq, a predicted model, not a curated record